AUGGCCGCCGAGUUCUUCGCUUUGAUGACCGAGUCGAGCAUCCCCGACAACAUCCGGGAAGCCCUGGCCUCAUAUGAUACCCCGCUUUUCGCGAGGUCAUGCAACGACCAAGACGAGCUGGCCUCCCUCAUCAGCCACCUCAUGGAGGCCUCUGACACGUCGGCUCCAGGCGACCAGAUCAUGGCCAGGGCUUCAGUUCGUCUGCUUUUCAGCCGCUGCAGAGAGUCUUGCGGCUUGCCCCCACUUGAUGAAGUCAAAGGGGUCCAGCAGCCAACAGGGAGUGCCUCGCCACCUUCGGCUCCCCCAGCUCCCAACGCUGGCUCUUCUUGGCAGGAGUCUUGGCCGGCAAAGCUCAGCGCUGAACGCACAGCUGAACUUCGCAAACGCUUUGAGGAUGAUUAUCCUACGGAGCUUCUUGACAGUGAGAGUUUCCCCAGCUCCCGCUUGCUUGCCCUAACAUCAAAAAUGGUGGCCGACAAGGAAAUACGCUGGCUGCCUUGGAAGUUCCGCUUGAGUGCCAAAGCACAGGAUGAUAGCCUGCUUAUCCGCCCUAAGAAGCUCCCGCGCCUUACUGAGCUCAGCGAUUUGCUUCUGGAUGAGGCCCCUACCCGAGAUAUUCAUGAUGGACCAGCAUCAUUCAACCUGAUCAAUCAGCUGCUCACUUUGGCUACCAACAGCAUUGCUCUAUGUCGGGGUGCACACCUGGGCUCUCUCAAACUCUACCAGAAGAAGUUUCUGAAGCUUUGUUUCAUGAAGUAUGAGUCCGCUUCCAACCUUCGAGGGCCCACUUCCUUGGAGGCUCAGGCAGCCGAUAAACGUGCAUGGGAGCUUAUCGGCGAACUCGUUAACAUUCACGCUUGGAAGCUCGACGACGCACUUCAUGAGGUGACUCAGGAACCCUGGAGGCUGGAGGAAUCGUCAGGCAACGGCAAAGGCAACAAGGGCAAGCAUGAGCCUUCCUCCCAUGCUGAGGACCCCCCUACGGAAC
This is a messenger RNA of Symbiodinium necroappetens, 988 nucleotides long. The record is from the annotation of a GenBank genome assembly. Lineage: Eukaryota; Dinophyceae; Suessiales; Symbiodiniaceae.